This is a messenger RNA of Protomyces lactucae-debilis, 932 nucleotides long. Its product is annotated as ribosomal protein S5 domain 2-type protein. The coding region runs from base 190 to 915 and encodes 241 amino acids. Gene Ontology annotation, biological process: regulation of translational initiation. Gene Ontology annotation, cellular component: cytoplasm. The transcript has a single exon. Gene Ontology annotation, molecular function: protein binding. The record is from RefSeq and is a predicted model, not a curated record. NCBI's taxonomy places the organism in Eukaryota, Fungi, Ascomycota, Taphrinomycetes, Taphrinales, Protomycetaceae.
UUAUGUCCACACCUCGAAUUAUUGCCAGCAUCAAAGCUUUUCGUCGCACUGCCCAUCUCAGAAUCCUUUGAUAUCCGCAAACAAUACUUUUGAAAUGGCUUAAGCGUGCUUCAAGUGGCCGAUCCUCCAACGCACGACUAAAGUUGUUGCCUCUGUCAAAGCUUUUGGCGCACUUGGCAUGCAUUUGCCAUGGCCAUGCCCGACCCAUCAGCCUUGGAAGAUGAAGUACUUGCUAUACAGUCCAUCUAUCCUGGCUAUCUCGAGCAAUCUUCUGGUACAGAGUCCACAUACAAGCUGAAAGUCCAUGCUGUCGAGCUCUACCUCAACUUUCCAGAUGCGUAUCCUGCUAUCCCGCCCAAAGUGUCCUCAGUCACUGGCAUUGCAAGGGAACGCAUUGAACAGCAUUUGCAUGCUUAUUCUGGGGAGGAGAUAUUGUUUUCUCUGAUAUCUAUGUUAUCGGACGAGAAAGAUGACGAAGAAGAGGAGCAAGCUAUGGUAGAGAUACCUCCUACUGCUCAAGCUCUCAAGUGGACGAUAGGCGAGCCUGUGCAUGACCGCAAGAGCACGAUGCUUGGCCGUGCAAUACAGAUACAUAACAAGGAAGAGCUCAUGGCUGCCCUGGAAGAUAUAAAGAACGACAAGCAUCUACAAAAAGCUUCACAUCCACAGAUAUGGGCUUGUCGGUAUCGCCAUGAUAAGAUUGAUGGUCCAGAACGAAUUAUUGCAGAGCACGAUGAUGAUGGAGAAACUGGUGCAGGGCCUCGUCUUGCAUUUCUACUGGAAGUGACCAAAGCGACAAAUGUGCUCGUUGUCGUCACUCGCUGGUUUGGAGGCGUUCUCCUUGGCGAUGUGCGCUUCAAACAUAUCAGUACUGCAGCACGCGACGCACUAGACAAAGGGGGUUUCCUCACCUAGUAUGCUGCACUAUGCUA